CAAACUGUUAAUUUCUCUCCCCUAAAUUAACUUCUCUUUGCCAGUACACUCAGUGGAGCCAAAAGCUUACAUUCUUGCUGAUUCGUUAUUGCAGAGUGAAGGAAUAAAUUUUAUACAUCAUAGGAUAUACAACAGUUUUGUAAAGACUGACUUCAUAUAUCCAUAGCUAUGAAUAGACAUGUUUGCAGCAGAUGUAAAAACAUAUCCCUGCUCAAACAGUUGCAAGGAAUCAGUAAUGACACCAUCAUGCCUUCUAUAUCUACAAUGAGAGUAUUUAAAGGACAGACUAAACUAACCAAAAGUUGUAAUUCAGCAACUUUUUCUACCUUGUGUAAAAAUUCAGUAACCCAGGGCCAUUCAAAUGGAAAACAGAAGCAGACUUCAAAUUCAGUAUGGUCAGUUAAUAGACCCAUGCUUGGAGCACAGUUUAGGACAGAUACCUUACCAUUGAUUAGUGUAAGACAAAUGAGUUCUGGUCCUGAUACCAUCUUUCCUGCUGGUCAGGUAGACAGAUACAAUGGGCUGACCCUUGACCUCGGUGACCUAUCUGAAGAUUGUACUGAUGUACAAUUUAACUCUCUACUUACUGAAUCUUUAUUAAAGUGGAGACAAGAAGGGAGAUCCUGUGUAUGGUUAAAAGUACCAAUUCAUAAAAGUGCAUACAUAUCUACUGCUGCUAAUAAUGGUUUCCUAUUCCACCAUGCUGAACACCAGAUGUCACUGCUAAAGUUAUGGCUGAAUACCAGUUGUGAAGAUAGAACACCAAGAUUUGCCACUCAUCAGAUAGGAGUCUCAGGAAUGGUUUAUAGAGAAGAAACAAAAGAAAUUUUAGUUGUAAAAGACAAAAAUAGUCGGUUUUCCUACUGGAAGUUUCCUGGAGGAUUGUCUGAUUUAGAAGAGGAUAUAGCUGACACUGCAGAAAGAGAAAUUUUAGAGGAAACUGGGAUAAACUCUGAGUUCUUGUCGAUCUUGGCUUUCCGUCAGCAACAUCUACAACCAGGAGCCUUUGGUCGAUCAGAUAUUUUUAUUGUAUGUAGAUUGAAGCCUCUGACGUUCGAUAUUAUGCAUUGUGAAAAUGAAAUCAGUCAUUGCAAAUGGAUGAGCUUGGAGAAACUACACGCCAAUACGACAGACAUAUCACCAAUCACCCACAGAACAUGUCAGAUUAUGUUGCAUGGUAUUAAAAAUGGAUUCGAUAACGUUGAUAUAAGGUUUAAGGAAAUGAAGUCGGUUUAUAAGGGUCUAAAGUAUAAAUUAUAUCAUAGACCUCUACCAUAACAUUUGUCUAUACAAGUCAUAAAUAAGUCUUCCACAGUUUUUAAUCAAAAGGCAUUAUAAUAAACUAUUUAUUUAUGAACAA
This is a messenger RNA of Mytilus trossulus (common blue mussel), 1360 nucleotides long. Its product is annotated as nucleoside diphosphate-linked moiety X motif 6-like. Gene Ontology annotation, molecular function: NAD binding; NADH pyrophosphatase activity; ADP-ribose diphosphatase activity. The record is from RefSeq and is a predicted model, not a curated record. Bases 169 to 1278 code for a protein of 369 amino acids. NCBI's taxonomy places the organism in Eukaryota, Metazoa, Mollusca, Bivalvia, Mytilida, Mytilidae. The transcript is spliced from 7 exons.